ACAAUACUAGUAGAUAUUAACCAGUAAGAAGAAGCUCUUCUGUGCUUGUGUUCUGAAGCAUGUAUCUUAUACAAAUUCUUCUGUUCAUUGAGUCUCAUAUUAAUAUCCAUGUAUGUAAGUUUAAUAAUUUCAAUUGAUUAUUAAACUUACCAUAAAUUCUGUCAAUACUCUUUAAGGUUUUAGAAACUAAUCUAAUCGAUUUAGUAGUUAAUUAGAACCCUAAUCCCCCUCCCACAGCAUCGCCGCCGAUUACAAUGUCGGAAGAGAAACCACAUCUCUCCGAUUCCCUCAUUCAUCGCCUCCAACAAACCCUGACUACAUGCUCUCAGUUGAUUGAGGCCGGUCACUUUAGCGAUUCCGAUAGAUUAGUCACCGAGCUUGCCGAUUUCCUUACUCCGAUCGCCGUCUCAGUGGUAGAAGAAUCAUCAAAUCUGGAUUUAGAGAUCACAUCAUUCCAGAUUCUUACUGAAAUUCAUUCUUUCAUAACUUCACCUUCCAGAAACCAGCAAGUUAUUGAUGCUUUGUCCUUUGAGUUGCCCAAGUUGGUAUGUAAAUUUGCAUCUGCAUCCAAAAGAUGCUCUGAAAUUGCUCAACUCAUUGUUGAGCAUCUAGUUAGUAUGUGUUCUCCGCGAGAAAUGCUAUCAAUUCUUUGCGAGGCGCUAAGUUCUCCAACUGAAAUGUUUAGGGUUCCUUGCUAUUUCUCUCCUCUUAUUGGUGGCCUCGCUAAAGUUAUAAUACUCAUCAAAAGACGGCAAUUUGAGCAAGUGAAAGCUGCAGUUCCUGUUAUUCUUGGUGUUUUAAAGUCCAUGUCCUUAGAGGCAGAUGAGGAAGACAAAGAUACUGAGGACAUAUUCCACAAAGCAAUUGCUAUUGCAGAUUCAAUACAAGCUGUUUGCGAAGGGUUGGAACAGAACGAUAAGAGAAAACUCUGUGCUCUGUUGGGCAUGUUCGUCUUGCAAGUCAUGGCUCUUGUUUCAAUUGCAAUGGGGCAUAACAUUUCAAGUGUUCUUCCCAUUAUGGCACACCUAUCACAGUUUCUUCCAAUUUGUGGUUUAUCAUACGAGGGAUUAAUUACUGGACUUGAUGUCGAUAAGUUUACAACCAUAUGUGGAGAUGAUAACAUGGCUUGCUUUUCUCAUGUCAAGCAUGGUGGAUCACUUGCAGUAAUCUGGGGUUACAAAUCCAAUGAGACAUGUACAGAUUUUGAAGCAGUGAAAAAUGAACUUCAGAAGAACCAGACUAAAAGAUGGCAGGCAAUAGGCAUGUUAAAGCACGUCUUCUCAAGUGUUGAUCUAUCAUGGGAAUUGAAAGUGCAUGCUCUUGAUUUCCUGCUUUGCGUUAUGGAUGGAUGUACGCACCAAGAAAUUCAAAAUGAUGCAAUGGACUACUCCACAUAUGUGCCUACUCUAUAUGCGUCAUUGCAGGCGAUUGAAAUGGUCAUUAUAUAUGCACCAAAUGCUGUUUUGCGGAAGAAAUCCUUUGAUGCUAUGAUGAAGGUGCUUGCAGAUGUUCCAAGUUCUUUAAGGUUUGACAUCUUAACGGCUUUGAUACAGAAUAGCCAGUCUUCUUCUAUGAUUGCAAUCCUCUUAGAUUGUAUCAGAAGGGAAAUGCACGAGGAAUAUAGUAGUUGUAUCUCACUAAACAGUCAAUGCCUCUCAUUUUGGAGUGCCAGGGUUGUGGAACUAGUAGAGCUGGUUCUGAAGCCUCCUAAUGGUGGCCCUCCAUCUCUUCCUGAGUACAGUGAUGCUGUUUUAUCAGCGCUCAAUCUCUAUCGGUUUGUAGUGAUCAGAGAGUCAACAGGAAAAACGAACUAUACUGGAGUGCUCUCGAAGGACAUGUUGCAGAAGGCUUACAACGAAUGGCUUCUUCCUUUGCGUACAUUAGCCACAGGAGUCAUGGCAGCAAACCAGCAGGAUCAUGACCAACUAGCAUUGGACACAAUGUGUGCCUUGAACCCCAUUGAGUUAGUUUUAUAUCGCUGUAUUGAACUCGUUGAAGAUAAUCUGAAACAUGCAUAGUUUUAUCACUAAUAUACCAAAAUAUUAUAAAUAA
Molecule: messenger RNA, 2052 nt
Organism: Solanum pennellii
Lineage: Eukaryota; Viridiplantae; Streptophyta; Magnoliopsida; Solanales; Solanaceae
Product: aberrant root formation protein 4
Exons: 1
Coding region: 255-2018 (587 amino acids)
Cellular component (GO): cytoplasm
Molecular function (GO): ubiquitin-protein transferase inhibitor activity
Source: RefSeq, a predicted model, not a curated record